Molecule: messenger RNA, 764 nt
Organism: Talaromyces stipitatus ATCC 10500
Lineage: Eukaryota; Fungi; Ascomycota; Eurotiomycetes; Eurotiales; Trichocomaceae
Product: L-PSP endoribonuclease family protein Brt1, putative
Exons: 4
Coding region: 116-502 (128 amino acids)
Cellular component (GO): cytosol; mitochondrion
Molecular function (GO): deaminase activity
Source: RefSeq, a predicted model, not a curated record
GCAGUUCGAAUGAGCUAAGUAGAAGUAUUUAACAUUGCUUCCCUCUCAUCUUCUCUUCUUUAUUCACUCCACUACCUAGUCAAACAUACCAAAGACCCUUCUUUUAACAGACAAAAUGGCAACUAAAACGCCCGUCCUAACCUCCAAAGCCCCCAAACCUCUACCGGGCAUCUAUUCCCAAGCCAUCAUCGCCAACGGCGUCGUCUACUGCUCCGGCGCCGUAGCCCUGGACCCCGAAACGGGGAAAUUGAUUGAUGGAGACGUCAAAGCUCAUACUCAUCAAUGCAUCAAAAACCUAACCCACGUCCUCGAAGCGGCGGGUACCACAAUCGACAAAGUGGUGAAAGUAAAUGUGUUUUUGGACAACAUGGAUAAUUUUGCGGAUAUGAAUGAGGUGUAUACGCAGUAUUGGGGGGAUGUUAAGCCUUGCCGGACGUGUGUUGCUGUCAAGACUUUGCCGCUUAAUACGGAUGUGGAGAUUGAGUGUAUUGCUGUUUUAUAGAUAUGAUGACUUGAACCUGUGGGCGGUAUUGGAAAACGGUUGCGAAAUGGAGCCUCGCUGAACGAUAUCUAUGAUGUGCAUUGGGAUAGUCUCAUAGACCAAGUUGAACUGCUCGAUCAUGAGAGAUUAAGGUCUCUAGAGUUUCUUUAAUCAUUCUAUUCUAUGCUAUAUUGUAUGCGCCGUGCAGAACCUUGCCUUAUACAUUGAUGGUUCUGCGAGAACACUCUUAGUAUAUGCCUAUAUACGAGAGAUAAGAUUUAUU